GUCAACAAUAAAAUGGAGAGAUAUCGAAGAAACUCGGCCUCUGUAUUUCUCUCUCCUCUUCUUCUCUCUCUCUCUCUCUAAAUUCGAUACAACAGAAGAUUGCAAAUGAGGAUUUCUUUACUAAACAGUAUCAGUAACAACCUUCGAAUAUCUCCUUCGAUUCCUCUUUCGAGCUUCAAUCAUCGACCCACUACUACUGUUCGUUGUAAUUAUGACAAGGAAGAAUCGCAAUUCCUUAAGCGUGCACCUGUUAAUGAAGAAAACAUUCGUACGAGCAGAGUUGAUUUCACCACCGCUUUCAUAAGUUCCGUUGCAGCUGCGACUUUGGUUGCUACUCCGAUAGCAAAUGCUCUAGACAUGGAGAAAAUCACGGAAGCGACGGGUUCUUUGUAUACACUUGCUGAGGGUAACACCGGAGAUUGGCUUCAAGGCAUAUUAUAUUCAGCUAGUCAAGAUGCUAAUGUGGCUGUACAGGACCAGUUGUCAGCUCUCAGUUUUACUAGUUUAGCCGUCAUUUUUGGCGCUGGUCUCGUAACCAGCCUUUCACCUUGUACACUGAGUGUUCUGCCAUUAACCCUUGGUUAUAUAGGGGCAUUUGGAUCUGGGAAAAGCAAAACAGAGGUCAUUAGCAAUUCGAUUUCGUUUGCCAUGGGAUUGGCUACUACAUUAGCACUGCUUGGUGUAGGAGCCUCGUUUGCUGGAAAGGCGUACGGUCAGAUAGGUCAAGGGUUGCCUAUAGCUGCUUCGUUUUUAGCUGCUGUCAUGGGAUUGAAUCUCUUGGAGGUGAUUGAAUUACAGCUUCCUUCAUUUCUCAGCAACUUUGAUCCUCGUGCAGCUGCUGCUAAUUUUCCUUCGAGUGUCCAAGCAUAUCUGGCCGGACUUACAUUUGCAUUAGCUGCAUCGCCUUGCAGUACGCCUGUGCUUGCUACCUUACUCGGAUACGUUGCUUCGACCAAGGAUCCGGUUAUAGGCGGCAGCCUAUUGUUGACAUACACAACUGGUUAUGUUGCUCCACUUCUUCUUGCUGCUUCCUUUGCUGGAGCAUUACAGAGCCUUCUUUCGUUCCGCAAAUUUUCAGCAUGGAUCAAUCCAAUGAGCGGUGCCCUCCUCCUCGGCGGGGGUGUGUACACCAUGUUGGAUAGGCUUUUCCCUGUAACAAUGGCAAUGUAAAUGGCAGUGACAAAUGGUCUGAAGAAAUCGGAGCAACGAUCAGUUCUUCUGAUAUUCUUGAUUCGUAAUCUCGGACAAUGCUGGGAACUGACAGAAAGUACACAAUGUAUAAAAUGUUCAGGGUUUAGAUUUCAUGCCCGUGAUUAAAAACUAGACUCGUAACUUAAUCGAGCAUAUGAAUGAUAGCGAGUCUGAACAUCACUAUGUAGUCCCUAUUAUUGCACAAUCCUAUGAAGAAUAUUGUUCAAUACAAAGAUUUCUUUAUCUAAUGGGAUUUA
Molecule: messenger RNA, 1448 nt
Organism: Erythranthe guttata (spotted monkey flower)
Lineage: Eukaryota; Viridiplantae; Streptophyta; Magnoliopsida; Lamiales; Phrymaceae
Gene: CCDA
Product: cytochrome c biogenesis protein family
Biological process (GO): cytochrome complex assembly
Cellular component (GO): membrane
Source: RefSeq, a predicted model, not a curated record